This is a messenger RNA of Lytechinus variegatus (green sea urchin), 2288 nucleotides long. RefSeq names its product sterol O-acyltransferase 1-like. The record is from RefSeq and is a predicted model, not a curated record. The transcript has 13 exons. Bases 248 to 1855 code for a protein of 535 amino acids. Gene Ontology annotation, biological process: cholesterol metabolic process. Gene Ontology annotation, cellular component: endoplasmic reticulum membrane. Lineage: Eukaryota; Metazoa; Echinodermata; Echinoidea; Temnopleuroida; Toxopneustidae.
UCCGAAAUUGUAGGCGCAUCAUAUCAUUUCAUUCAUUCUUCGAGCGAGGACAAACUAUCGCAACCUGCGGAAAUUUAAGUUCUGCAUCAUCUUAUUAUUGGUCGUAAUAUAUUGAACAGCCUAAUACACAGAUGGACGGAACAGGAGAAAGAAGUCGACCAACAAUUUCAAAUGGUACAGAAUAUUUCUCUUACGUCUAGACCACAGAGUUCAGGAGGGGAUAAGGCACCGAGGUCACAACGGCAGAAUGCCUGGAGGGUCCCCCGACAGCGACCGAGACAUCACCGUCUCACAGCUCAGACAUGCAGCCCAUCAGAUGCAAACAGACUUUGUAGAUCAGAUGCAAGAUAGAUUACACAAUUUGUUGGAUGGGUUUGUUGGAGAGGUAACGAGGAUGGGGGAGUUAGAAUCACCUGUCAAGGAGAACCCCAAAGGAAAGAGGGAACCUCUUGCACAGAAAGUGUUUGUACCACGUGAAUCCCUUCUGACGAUACUUUUGAAAGACAAGAAUAUACAGACAAUCUACAAUAUUUUAGUAGCAAUGUUAAUCGUCAUCAUCAUGAAUACGUUCACAACAGAUUUACUAGAAACUGGAAGCAUACGUCUAGACUUUGGUCUUCUUCAGAGAGCGUUCGGUCAGGCCCCCAUUGUUCUGUGGACUUGGUUCUUGAUGCAGAUCUGGGCCAUGUUAUUUUUCUACGGUACCUUUCAGUACUGGGCACAGCAUGGGUCUUGUUAUUACACGCCCUUGAGAUUGUACAUUCCUGAUGGUGUGUGGUUAGUAGUAUACAUCACCUACCAAGUUAUCUUCCUCUAUGUGCCGAUGCAAGCCAUCCUCGUCCAUUCUCUUCCAUUCGCAUCCUCCAUCAUCAUCACCACCGAGCAGCUCAGACUCCUCAUGAAGAUGCAUGCCUUCAUGAGGGAGAAUGCUCCAAAAGCGUUGGCAUGGAAACAACAGAGGAUAUCAGCCAAUAAAUCCUCAAAUGGCCAUUCAAAGGUACCGAGAGAAGCACAAUCGGACGAUGGCGAUGUAGAUAACUCCGUUGCUAAUGGCAACCAUACUGAAGAAGCCUUGACUCCAUGCCCCGAUUUUUCUAAGUACCUCUACUUUCUCUUCUGUCCGACCCUCAUCUAUCGAGACUCGUAUCCCAGGACAGCCCAUAUCAGGUGGGAUGUCGUCAGAAUAAAUUUCCUCCAGGUCCUUGGAUGUUUAUUCUAUACUUUCUACCUCUUUGACUGUUUCUGUAUCCCGCUCUUCAAGAACUUCAACGAAGAUUUAUUGUCGAUGAAGGGUUUGGCAAGAGCAAUCUUCACGUGCAUGCUCCCAGCUACACUCAUGCUUUUACUUGCCUUCUUUGCAAUACUCCAUUCCUGGUUCAAUGCCUUUGCCGAAAUGCUACGAUUUGCAGACAGGCAGUUUUACAAGGACUGGUGGACAUGUAAGAAUUAUUCCACAUACUACAGAACAUGGAACAUUGUUGUCCAUGACUGGCUCUAUACAUAUAUCUACAGGGACUGCCAGCUUGCAGGAUUCGGAAGACUAGCUAGUAGCUUGAUGGUGUUUGCAAUAUCAGCUGUAUUCCAUGAAUAUAUCGUUGUCAUGGCAUUUCGAUACUUCUAUCCAGUCCUGCUAGCAUUCUUUGUGGGUUUCGGAGUGCCCUUGUCCCUACUCCUUACCGGCGAGUGGAAGUCAGCUGUUUGGAAUAUCUUCAUGUGGAUCACACUGAUCUCUGGAAUGGGUAUAAUAUUAGUUCUAUACAGUCUAGAAUGGUAUGCAAGAUUCUCCUGUGAUUAUGAUAGGGAUACAUGGACGCAUUUGUUGGUACCUCAAUCGUGGGGCUGCAAACUGUUAUAGCAGGUCACAUGAUCACAAGCCCCUCCCAAGUCGGUCGCUGGACGGAUGUGAUAACAUUGGACAGACCUAAAGAAUGCUUUUGAAAUAUUCAGGAAAAUGAAAUCAUUGAUUGUAUGGUAUGAAAUAUUGACAGUGCAUGGAUAGCUCUGCAAAGUCUAACAUCAGGUCACAUGAUCGAAUGCCUACCAAUGUAAUUUCACCAUGGAAACACGAGAGCAAUAUCCAUGAAACUAGUUUCCAUUCAGCAUAGAUUCAGAAGAAAGGAAAUUGCUCAUAUUUGCUCACUCUCCAUCAUAUUCUCCUAGGGGACCUACAGCUUGCCGUCCAAUUGGAGGAACGGAUUUGAUCGUCUACCAACCCUUGAUUUCUGUUAUUUUUUUUAUAUAUAAGUCAGAUGUUCUUAUUUCACUUAUCAUUCAUUGCAUUUGUUUCU